Molecule: messenger RNA, 2543 nt
Organism: Macrobrachium nipponense
Lineage: Eukaryota; Metazoa; Arthropoda; Malacostraca; Decapoda; Palaemonidae
Gene: Hpr1
Product: THO complex subunit 1-like
Exons: 14
Coding region: 58-2094 (678 amino acids)
Biological process (GO): mRNA export from nucleus; signal transduction; regulation of DNA-templated transcription elongation
Cellular component (GO): THO complex part of transcription export complex
Molecular function (GO): protein binding
Source: RefSeq, a predicted model, not a curated record
CUCGACAACUCUCUCGUACGCAGUGGUGGAGCCGUGUCGCCGCUUAGCUUGUAAACAAUGGCUGACACCACUUUGUCAUUUAGCCAUAUAUUUUCCAAAGUACAGUCGACUCUGCCCGGAUGCAUAAAGAGUGAAAAUGCCUCGCCGAUAACGGAUAUUUUUAACAGUAAAAUCCCAGAAACAACAAAGCACUGCAUUGAAGUUGCAGUCCGCAAUUAUGUCACCAAAAAGAUUAUUCAGGGAGAAAAAACAAACUUGGGUGCUAUCAGAGCUGUUACACUGAUCUGCAUAGAGUUGGUUCGAAAUGAGUUAAGCUUACCUACAUUACCAGUCCAGGUUCUUGGGGACUCAUUUGAUGCUCUUACCAUUGAUCUCUGUGAAGAACUGUUCACAUUUGUAGAGUCAAAUGUCAGCAUAUGGAAAGAAGACACAUUCUUCUCACCUUGCAAGACAAGUGUUUUGCGAAUGUGUAAUGAUUUGUUGCGGAGAUUAUCACGGUCUCAGAACACUGUGUUCUGUGGUAGAAUACUGCUAUUUUUGGCAAGGUUUUUCCCAUUUUCGGAGCGUUCUGGUCUAAAUUUGAUAUCUGAAUUCAACCUUGAAAAUGUCACAACUUUUACCAAUGUGGAACAAGACCCAGAGGAAAUGGAAGAGGAAACCAAAGAGAAGGAAGGCGGAGGAGUCAGUCUAGAUUAUACUUUGUAUACAAAGUUUUGGUCACUACAGGACUUUUUCCGGAAUCCUCCUCAGUGUUUUCAGAAAGCACCAUGGAAAAUGUUUACAGUGUACUGUGGAGAUGUUUUAGAAGCCUUCAAGAGCUUCAAGUUGGACAAUGUACAAAGUCGCAGCACUACUGCAGCUCAGAUAUCACGCUCACUAUCAACAGAACCUUCAUCCCAAGAGAAUUCAAAGUCAGAACCACAGGAUCAAUAUUUUGCUAAAUACCUGACCAAUCAGAAACUCCUUGAUCUCCAGUUCUCUGAUGCCAACUUCCGCCGCUAUGUUUUACUACAGAUUCUCAUACUAACGCAGUAUCUUACAUCAGACAUUCGAUUCAAAACGGAAACGCUCACAGAGGAACAACUUACCUGGGUCAGAAAGACAGAAGAACUGGUGUUUUCUUUGUUAGCUGAAACUCCACCCGAUGGAAUGGCAUUUGUUGGGACAGUAAAACACAUUCUUAAGCGAGAACUGAUGUGGAGUGAUUGGAAGAAUAACGGUUGUCCAGACAUCAAAGGUCCAAACGAUGAAACAGAUAAAAACCAGAAUGGCAAAAAAGACGAUUGGGAUGCUAAGGCCGCUUUGAAAAAGAGAGGAAAGAAGAGGUUGGGGGAAAUUGUCAAGGAAGCAGAUUCCAAGAAAAAAUUUUCAAUGGGAAAUGCAGAGAUGUCGCGUUUGUGGAAUUUGCAUCAAGAUAAUUUAGAAGCAUGUAAAUUACCAGAGAGGGACUUUGUACCAGCAUUGGAAACAUACUUCAAUCCUGCUAUUGAGCAACUUAGUGGAAAAACAGAUGUGAAGGAACAGGACAGGCUUGUAAAUGACAGUAAUUUUGGCUGGAGAGGCUUGCGUCUAUUAGCAAACAGAUCUCCACAUUUCUUCACCCAUUCAGCCAGUCCAAUUGCUACAUUGCCAGAAUACCUAACAACCAUGAUCAAGAAAUUAGCCAAAGAAUUACCGUCCCAGUUGUCGGAUGAUAUGAAGGCAGAGGAAGAAGAGGAUAAAGAAGAUGAAAAGGUAAUUUUAGAACAAAAUGACGGUGUCAAAGAUGAGGAGGAGUCUAUGGAGGUUGAUGGCGGAGAGGACCGACCAGAGGUGAGGGCCAUCAAUGAAGAAGAACAGAAAGCACUUGCCAAAAACCUAGUUAAAUUGGGUGGUGACAAAUGGAAAGCUCUAGCCAAGAAACUUGGAUUCCAAGAUGAUGAGAUCGAGUACAUGGAGACUGAGAAAGGCAAGAAAGGCAGUCCAGAAGGUGCAGCUGUGUACAUGUUUCAUCUUUGGGUGGAAAAUGAAGGUGAGGAGGCGAACAAGGACAACUUGCUCUACACUCUUGGUGGACUGAAGAUGACAGAAAUAGCAGAGGGAGUCUUCACCUGAUGUUCCUCUAAUUUGUCAUGUAAAGCAGAUUUAUCAUAGAUUUUGUCAGUGUAGGAAAUUAUUUAGUUAUACAAGUUCAGUUUUAUUUUUUUUAAUUAUCUUUUGUUUUAAAGGUUUCUGUAAAUAUAUAACUGAUCAAACUGUUCAGUUGUGUAUUGAAAGCAGUGUCUGAACUGAAAAUUUUAUUUAUGUGAAUGAACUAGCUCUGACAGUUGAAUAAAUGGUAGUUACCAGUCUUGAAAAUGGAUAAUUAUUGUGGUGUCAUAUAAAUGUAUGUACUCAGGUUUUUGAAAUACACUUUCACACCCAUUUCUGUGCCAUUUUCGUAGAUUGGUCAUGAAGAGAUGCAUUAUAUUGUUGUGUGACUGUAAUUCUUUAUGUAUGCAGUAACUGAAAUGUAUUGGUGAGAACAUUGGUAAUUUUCCAAUAAAUCUUUAAAGCCAAGUUGA